CUCACUGCACCGGGGCUCAUAACUCCCCGCCCGCCGGCACCGUGGGCCCUCAGGGCGCUCGAGGCGUGGACCAGAACGGAGGGAGGGAGGGGGGAGCUGCAGGUGCAGGACCGAAGGAAGCAGCUGCGGCCUCUCCGUCUCCGUCUCCGUCCACCACCGCCCCCCGAGACCGACCCAACCCAACUCCACCAAACAAGCCAGUUUGGCCGCGGGUUGCGUCAAACACCGGCCAAGCGCCCCUGUUUCCUCUGCCGAUUUAGCUCUGGUUCUCUGACUACUGACUUGCCUUGCGCGCGUCGGCCGGAUUGAGCGAGCUUCGUGUUCAUCAAUUCAUCGAGGAUGUCAAGCCUUGAGGAGCCACUUGGUCUUGGAGACCUGCCAAAGUUGAGUAUUAAUAGACUUGGAAGGUUCUUGUCACCAAGCGCUCGCAGGGCACCAGCUGAUGACCACAAUACUGGCAGAUACAAUAACUCCUGCAAUGGUGGCACCCAGAUGGUCUUCCAUGACAAUUCUUAUCUGUGGCAUCCGCAAUGCCGUCAAGCCGAUUCAUCAUGCGACACAGUGGAGCUUAGAGAUCUUCCUCGGAAGGUUAUGUGGGAUCUACCAAGGUAUGUGAAGAUCGUUGAAGUUGGACCACGGGAUGGCCUGCAAAACGAAAAAGGCAAUGUACCAACAUCUGUAAAGAUCCAAUUGAUACACAAAUUAGUGGCUGCAGGUUUAUCAGUUGUUGAAGCUACAAGUUUUGUAUCCCCAAAAUGGGUGCCGCAGCUAGCUGAUGCAAAGGAUGUCCUCAAAGGGAUCCAGCAGGUGCCAGGUGUGCGGUAUCCAGUAUUAACUCCUAACCUCAGAGGAUUUGAGGCUGCUGUUGCAGCUGGUGCAAAGGAAAUUGCAGUUUUUGCAUCUGCCUCUGAAUCCUUCUCUAAGUCGAACAUUAACUGUACCAUUGAGGAAAGCCUUGUUCGGUACCGUGAUGUUACUGCUGCUGCCAAGAAACAUGGACUCCUUAUCCGUGGGUAUAUUUCCUGUGUGAUUGGUUGCCCUGUUGAAGGUACAAUCGAUCCAUCAAAGGUGGCAUAUAUUGCUAAGGAACUUUAUAACAUGGGCUGCUCAGAGAUUUCACUUGGCGACACGAUUGGGGUUGGCACACCAGGUAGUGUAGUUGCUAUGCUUGAAGCUGUCAUGUCCUUUGUUCCAGUGGACAAGAUUGCCGUUCAUUUCCAUGAUACAUACGGCCAGGCCCUUGCCAAUAUCCUAGCCUCCCUUCAAAUGGGGAUCAGCAUAGUGGACUCGUCAGUUUCAGGCCUUGGAGGCUGCCCAUAUGCAAAGGGCGCCACCGGCAAUGUCGCCACUGAGGACGUCGUGUACAUGCUCCAUGGCCUGGGGAUAGAGACCAACGUCGACCUCAACAAGCUUAUGGAGGCUGGCGAUUACAUCUCCAAGCAUCUAGGAAGGCCACUGGGCUCCAAGACUGCUGCUGCUUUGCGCAAGCUAACCACCUAAAUCCCUGAAGAUCGUUUCAGGCACUCCCAAAAGAAUAUGUAUCAGCUGGUGUCAUCACACGUAUUUACUUAUACAGGUCAUAUGAAUGUCAGGAGGUCUCGUUUUAGUUUGCAUUUUUGGGUAAAAGUCACAAAACAUUGAUCUACGUAAAGUUGUAUUCUAUCCUUAAGUGAUCCUGCAUAGCCAGGGCAUCAUGGAGAAAAUUGUGCUCGCAGAUAUAAGUAUAUGUAACGGCAAAUUUGAGGCACUUUACAGUUUUCCGAAUGUCA
This is a messenger RNA of Panicum hallii, 1769 nucleotides long. Its product is annotated as hydroxymethylglutaryl-CoA lyase, mitochondrial-like. The transcript has 9 exons. The coding region runs from base 340 to 1500 and encodes 386 amino acids. Lineage: Eukaryota; Viridiplantae; Streptophyta; Magnoliopsida; Poales; Poaceae. Gene Ontology annotation, molecular function: hydroxymethylglutaryl-CoA lyase activity. The record is from RefSeq and is a predicted model, not a curated record. Gene Ontology annotation, biological process: L-leucine catabolic process; ketone body biosynthetic process.